Messenger RNA from Pseudomyrmex gracilis, 1171 nucleotides. RefSeq names its product coiled-coil domain-containing protein 51-like. The record is from RefSeq and is a predicted model, not a curated record. Lineage: Eukaryota; Metazoa; Arthropoda; Insecta; Hymenoptera; Formicidae. The transcript has 2 exons. Bases 21 to 1097 code for a protein of 358 amino acids.
UUUGCUUUUCUAAACUGUAUAUGUCGACCAAUCUUGCCGCACGUCAGCAUGUAAUUGGGGUGCUAUGCAAUUUAUUUAUAUGUGACACUUAUUCCUUACUGUAUAUAAUGAAAACGAAGCAUUACCAGCAAUUAUUUAACUCUAUAAGUAAACAAGUGAAAGAAUACGGCGUGUUUCACAAUGCGAAAGAGAUUGUCGGAAGUGCCGCGGAGAAAACGCAAAGCAGAUUCUCCAAUGUUCAAAAUAUUGCGAACGAAAAAUAUAAUGUAAUUGUAAAAAAAAUUAACGAUCAGAUUACUAUCACACAAGAUUUAAAUGCUAAAGGAUUGGAACAACCAUUACCUGGAAAAAUUGUGAAAUGGUGGCAGUGGUACAGCCAAUUGACAGGACUAAACGCCGUAGAAGCGGCCAAGAGACAAGUGGUUGUCAUACAGGAUAAGUUGUUUGAGUGUCAGGACAAUAGAAGAACUCUGAAUAAAGAAUUAACAGAUAUUACUCAAAGAUUACAAGAAAUCUAUGGUGAACUAAUUCAGAUAAAACGAGAUGAUCCAAAAUAUGUGAAUUUAACAAUAAUGGAAAACAAACAUCUACAGGAACAAAAAAAGAUCAUUAAUCAGCUUGUUUUAACGGAGAAGGAAGAGAGGGAUUAUUUUGUGCAUUUAGCUACAGCUAUCAAGGAAUAUCAUGAUAGUCAGAAUUUAAAUGCGCAGAAGUACAAGUAUUUAUCUAUCAUUGCAUCGGCCUUAGUAGCAAUUGUAUCAUUAAUGGGAUCAAUGAUACUUAACAAUCAGAGAAUAUCGGAUGUACGAAAUACUAUAAAAAAAACAGAAAAGAAGAAUGAAUACUUUUUUCAAGCGAACACAAAUCAGUUGUCUGAGAUCAAAACCAUGAUUGCUUCAUUUAAUGAUAAAGUGUUACAACAGUCAGUGGAUGCUACUGAAGCAAAGGCAAAUAAAAAAAAAGAUACAUCCGAUUCAUCCAAUGUUCUUAUAACUUCUGCAAAGAAGUCAGCGAAUUUGUUACUUUAUAGUCCUAUUUAUGUUGUAAAGGGAAUUUACGGAUGCGGAUCAUACGUGGUAAAAUUGUUUCACAACUAGACAAACACUUUAUACACAUCAUUAAAUAAUCGUUAUUUGUUGUCUAAUAUAUUAGUGUUAUUGCCUUAUUGCCA